CUCGCUUCCGUGCUGCUCAGUUUCUUGCAAAACUUAUGCGGAAUAUAAUAUGUGUUCUGUUGGAAUUUGAAGAUUAUUUAUUAGUAAGUUAUGGAGGAUAUAUCUGCUGAACUUUACUAUGCUGUUUGUAAAAAUGAUCCCGUCAAAGUUGAGGAACUAUUGAACAACGGAGCAAAUGCAAACGAGUAUUAUUACGACAUGGAAAAUAUCAGCUCCAGUUCCAUUCUGCACGUCUGCUGUGGAAAGGGGCACCUUGAGUCCGCACGAAUCUUGGUUGACAGAGGAGCGGACAUUUUGUCGCGAGACAAAUGGCGGAUGUCGCCACUGAUACACGCCAUAAUGCCACAGUUUUCAGAAAUUGUGGAAUUUCUUAUCACACGUAAUCCGGAUGUAGUUAAUAUGUGUGAUAAAUAUGGGAAAGCUCCUUUACAUUAUGCUAUAGAGUCAGAUUCUGUAUCUAUCGUAGAUCUACUUAUCCGUCAUGGCGCUGAUGUUAAUGUAGGGACAAUGAAAGGAAUAACACCAAUGAUGUUGUUGUGUUCUACGUCAGAUCUACAGAACGAUAUAGAGAUGAUGCGACUGCUGAUCGAUCAUGGGGCUUUGGUCAACCUUCGAGACGUGGCCGCCAAACGCACCGCAUUACAAUAUGCCGCUCUUAAGUUGAAAAUUAUAGCCGUUCAGAUUCUGUUGGACGUCGGCUCUGACACCAACACCCUUGAUGGGGCAGGAAGGACACCAAUGACAAAUGUCAUCCGACAAUGUGUCCGAUCCGACGGAUCAAUCCAAACGGACGACUGCAUGUCAAUCAUCGUGAUGUUACUUCAAGCCGGAAGUGACCUCAAUAUGACGACCUGUGAGGAAUGCUGCCCAUUAAUGGUGGCGUCGCUUUUAAAGUGCGAGUUCUUGGUUCGAUUUUUCUUAGAACAUGGAGCUGAUUCGGGUAUUCGCUUUGCUUCUGGGGUUUACCCACUUUUAGCAGCUGUUGGUAACCGUGACAUUCCAUCAAUUAAAACUCUAUUGGAGUACAACAGUCCCUUCUAUCUUCAGGGAAGAGUGAUAAAGCGUAGAGAAGAAUUCUACUUUAAUCCUUACGAACUGGCUGUACACCUUGGCUGUUUUGAUGUCGUGGAACUUUUGUAUGCAUAUGGUUUUAAUUUAUCAAAGUACCCCUACCUAGCCGACUCCUUUAAUACUAAGGGUAUCCCCCUUCCUCUUCAACAAAACCAAACAGUACUGACGUCAUUACAGCAGAUGGCCUCUGAACCACUUUCAUUAUUUAAGAUUACGUCAUUAGCUAUUCGGACAUAUCUGAGGAAGGAUCUACAUAAUAAAGUUGGAAUGUUACCAUUACCAACGUCUUUACAAAGAGAUUUAAUAUAUCUAGCAGGGUGACAACAGUUCAGUUUAAUGAUUUGGAUUGUCAAAUCUAUAUCCAGUCAUGUAAUUUGUAUCUUGCUUAAUAUUUUCAUCUUAAUAAAAUAAUAUUAAAUAUA
This is a messenger RNA of Saccostrea echinata, 1493 nucleotides long. Its product is annotated as poly [ADP-ribose] polymerase tankyrase-1-like. The transcript is spliced from 3 exons. The coding region runs from base 91 to 1392 and encodes 433 amino acids. Gene Ontology annotation, molecular function: protein binding. The record is from RefSeq and is a predicted model, not a curated record. NCBI's taxonomy places the organism in Eukaryota, Metazoa, Mollusca, Bivalvia, Ostreida, Ostreidae.